Molecule: messenger RNA, 1208 nt
Organism: Oncorhynchus nerka (sockeye salmon)
Lineage: Eukaryota; Metazoa; Chordata; Actinopteri; Salmoniformes; Salmonidae
Product: CDGSH iron-sulfur domain-containing protein 2B
Exons: 3
Coding region: 162-569 (135 amino acids)
Biological process (GO): autophagy of mitochondrion; regulation of autophagy
Cellular component (GO): intracellular membrane-bounded organelle; mitochondrial outer membrane
Molecular function (GO): 2 iron, 2 sulfur cluster binding
Source: RefSeq, a predicted model, not a curated record
UCCGCAAUUGCUUCUAUUCACCAACACAGCUACGCGUCUUCUCUAUUUAUUUCUUUUGCACGCAACUGUCAAGACUUGAGCUUCUAAAAUAGCGUAAUGACGCAAACGGACCUCAAGAAAUAUCCAGCUCAAACUAAAACCUGCCUAUAGUUUCAUUCAAGAUGGUUUUAGAAACUAUUUCAAAGAUCAUAAAAACCCAGCUUCCAGCCUACCUCAAGAAGUUCCCCCUUCCUGAGACGAUCGGAGGAUUUGCGAGGUUAACAGUCCUUGAUUGGCUCCGGUUGCUGCCUCUCCUGGGAAUCUUGGCCCUGCUGGGCUACCUCACCAUCCGGCCCUUCCUGCCCAAGAAGAAGAAGCAGAAGGACAGCCUGAUCAACCUGAAGAUCCAGAAGGAGAACCCCAAAGUGGUCAACGAGAUAGAUAUUGAGGACUUGAAGAGCACAAAUGUCUGUUACUGCCGCUGCUGGCGCUCCAAAACGUUUCCUGUUUGUGACAAAUCACACAUAAAGCACAAUGAGUUGACUGGAGACAACGUGGGGCCUCUCAUACUCAAGAAGAAGAUAAUAUAAUCCAUCUUUAACACUGAGGGAGCCGCCAUCUUCACUCCAUACUUCUGUCUUCGGUUCUUUUAAAAAAGUCUGUAUUUUAGGGCAUGACCUUUUGCACUCUUCCAAUUUGUCUUAUGUUUUGGUAAAAAAAAAAGCACAUACUUUCCUUUUGGUCGUGAUAUGCUGUAGAAAUGUUGGUGGCACGUUAACUCAAAGAUUUUACCAUCAACACUUUUGUAAAUCUUAUUUAUUUCAACUUGACAAUAACGGACAUUAACAGAGGUUAUACCACAGAGUAGCAUAAAACCUUUCAAACUAUCACCACUCCCUCUUGUCUCCUUCUGAGAACUUUUUGUACAGUGGCCAUUUUCCAGUCGGGCUAGCAGCUCUCGUUAGAAACAGUUAACUUUGGUCUCCUUGGUAGCACCGCUCGGUUCCAAACUAUUGGGAUCACAUUGAGGGAACUUGAACUUGAAUCAUGAUUGCAAUUAGGGUAGCAGUACAUUUUGUUAAGUUGAAAAAAAAUAUGUAUACUUAGCCUUUUCAAUCUCUGAACUACUGCAAGCUUGAAGUCUUUCACUUGCAUACAAACACACUUCCAGGAUUUAUUUUCUCUGCCAUUUCUUUGUUCCUAACCUUAUAAAACAUGCCUUAAUUCUG